AUGGCCCAAAUGGUGCCGCUAAUAUCUCGGCGAGCAUGUCUGCGGGCGGUGGGUGGGCCAAGAAUCAUCCAUGUUUGGCCAUGGUCCCGCUCGAUCCAAACUUCGGCCUGUGUCAGCGCUUUCAAGGACAUUUUUAUCAAGGAGGGCGAUCUGAAUAAACGCCCUUCCCAAUUGGAAAUCCAGCAUAAAGGCUUGCCGGAAAACACGCCCACUUUAGCCGAGCGGUUAAGGCGCGGUUCGAGCUCGCCUUUUUACAAUCCUGAUCCCAAGGACGGUUAUUACAAGGGGAAAACCGGAACGGUUCGAGAUUACAUGGAGGAUGUUCAUUUGGGCGAAAUCUUUCGCGAAGGUUUCCAACAAAUCCGGAAAGAUCUAUCCAUGCUCAAAGACGAGAUCCUGGCCGAUCCCUGUGAAAUGGUUCCCAAUGAAAAUGAGUAUCGGCCAUUUUGGUGCUUCAAACCCGACGAGGAUUUGCAAGAUCAUUGGGUGACCACGUGUGAUUCGGAUUGGGGCGAGGGUUAUAGUAAGUGCGAGCUGACCCGCUCCAAAACGGGGCGUGGUUAUUUCAGCGGCGAAUUAAGCACCCGGGUGCCCAAAGAUGGGCGGAUCGUGCGCUCGGGUUACUGCAAUCUCCGGACGGCCAUCAUCCUCCGUUCGUUUGCUCGUCGGGCUGAAUUGAAAUUCCAAUAUUACACUGCGUUUCGGAUUCGCAUCCGCGGCGACGGUCGCCCUUAUUAUAUGAAUGUCCAUUUGAACAAUCGUUACGAUAUCUACUACAACGACUUGUGGUCCUUUCCCAUCCACACCCGAGGGGGACCCUAUUGGCAAGAAGUCACGAUCCCGUUCUCCAAGUUCUUCUUAUCGGUCAAAUCAUUCUUGAUGGACGACCAGGAACGAUUCGAUUCCACUAUUGUCAAUGGUGUGAGUUUUACCCUUAAGGACGAUGUGGAUGGACCUUUCGCUUUGGAGGUGGAUGAAAUCGGCCUCGUCAAUAUGCCCGAGGUCACCGACGACAACUUUGAUUACGAGUCGUACAUCCUGCCCGAGCCGGGAUUUAACCAGAAAAUGUAGGCGUCGAGAAGCGAGAGAUCGAACGUGCAAAUUCAUCCUGAGAAGAAUUCUUGUCGUCUAUUCAAUACACGGUUGAGACGUGA
Tigriopus californicus is the source of this 1154-nucleotide messenger RNA. RefSeq names its product complex I intermediate-associated protein 30, mitochondrial-like (gene CIA30). Lineage: Eukaryota; Metazoa; Arthropoda; Copepoda; Harpacticoida; Harpacticidae. The transcript is spliced from 4 exons. The coding region runs from base 1 to 1071 and encodes 356 amino acids. The record is from RefSeq and is a predicted model, not a curated record. Gene Ontology annotation, biological process: mitochondrial respiratory chain complex I assembly; mitochondrial electron transport, NADH to ubiquinone. Gene Ontology annotation, cellular component: mitochondrion.